Cucumis sativus (cucumber) is the source of this 1979-nucleotide messenger RNA. Its product is annotated as thioredoxin-like protein Clot. The coding region runs from base 182 to 1816 and encodes 544 amino acids. Lineage: Eukaryota; Viridiplantae; Streptophyta; Magnoliopsida; Cucurbitales; Cucurbitaceae. The record is from RefSeq and is a predicted model, not a curated record. Gene Ontology annotation, cellular component: cytosol. The transcript has 3 exons. Gene Ontology annotation, molecular function: protein-disulfide reductase [NAD(P)H] activity.
AUAUAGUAUAUGUGUUUAGUUAGAUUUUGGUUUAUUGUGGGAUAUUUGAAUUUUUUUCAUAAGAUUUAUUUAUUAAUUUGGAGAAACCCUAGAAAGUCAUUUCAUUGGGGAUUUCGCUCAAAUUCCCACCAAAUUCAAACUCUUCUAUUUCACUUUCGUCCGCAAUCUGAGAAGAAAGAAAAUGCCGCUGAAGGUAGUCGACGCCACCGUCUCCGACUUCAGUGCUGUAUUCGACAAAUUCCGAUCAGAACUCCCAAACAAUAAAGCUAAUUUCAUCCUCUUUUUAGCCGACAAAGAUCCUUCUACCUCUCGCAGCUGGUGUCCUGAAAAAGGGAGCUUCAGUUCUAUCCUUCGAACCAGAAAAAGCAUGGUCCAUUCAACGUUGUUUCGAGCUUCUACUUGCCUUCUAUUUCUCGCAGUGUUCUUUGCUUCAGUCUACUGUACUUCUGACCCUGAAGACCAUCGUCUUAUUGUCUCUGAAUCAACUACUAUACAAUUAUCUGGUGGCUUGCCUGUGAAAAAUUCUCCAGGUUCCAGACCUGGAACUGUGGUGGCUUGUGAAAGAGUAUACAUCCAAGGAUUACCAAGGUUUAAAAAUCUUAAGAAGGUUGCACACACAGUGAAAGUAAAGGUUUCAUUGAGAAAUUCAAGUUUUGGGAUGUCAAAUGUUGAGGUUUGUUUUCACAGGAAUAUGUCUCUCGGGAUAGGAAUGUGUCCUCAGAGUCAGUGGGAGAAAGUUGACAGAGGUUCUUGGGUCCAAUCCACGUCACCGUUUGACCACAAGCUUUUAGAUAUUAGAACACGCGGGAUAUCUUUGGAAAGUUUUGAAGUAUCAACUGAAGAAGAAUUCUUUUUGUAUCGCAUAAUCUUUUUAAUCUUGGGUGUGUUGUUGAUGAGUUCAGCCUCUAUACUGAGCAAGUCGUUGGUAUUUUAUUAUGGCAGCGGUAUGGCAAUUGGAAUUCUCCUUAUAGUGUUAAUGAUCCUUUUUCAGGGGAUGAAGCUUCUUCCUACUGGUCGGAAGAGCUCGCUUGUAAUUUUUCUAUACGCAUCUGCUGUUGGUCUUGGAUCUUUUUUCCUCCGUUACAUAUCUGGAUUAUUGUAUCAAAUACUUUUGGAAAUGGGUAUAAGUGAGGACAUGUAUAAUCCUCUAGCAGCAUUUCUGCUGGCUUUUAUUUUUCUGGUUGGAGCAUGGUUGGGCUUUUGGGUAGUCCACAAAUUCAUCCUUGAUGAGGAUGGAUCAAUCAAUACAAGUACAUCACUUUUUGUCACAUGGUCCAUUCGAAUUUUGGCUAGUCUUCUUAUUCUUCAGUGUUCCGUGGACCCCUUGCUGGCAACAGGAGUUUUAAUAUGUGGAAUAGUGGCUUCAUCAAUGUUGAGAAAAAUCUUUAAGUUCAGAUUUCUUCGUCGCCUAUUCAAGAAUUUAUUCAAAUCACCAAAGAAAAUACCCAAGAAAUCUCAUAUCUCUGAUAUGCCACAUUUGGAUGAUUCUGAUGAUGAAUGCACGUUGAAGACUACCCCGCUUUACAAAGAACCCAGGUUCUUUGGAUCCCAAAAUAAGAAGUUCUUACUUCAGCCCUGCCAUUCUUCUAAACAUAGCGAUGUGUAUCCUUCAACGUUCCAUUCCACUUCUGAACGUAGAAAUUUUUCAAAGGAUGAGUGGGAAAAGUUCACCAAGGACUCAACUAAAAAGGCUUUGGAAGGACUAGUUUCUUCACCAGAUUUUAGCAGUUGGCUUGUUGAUAGAGCAGAUAGAAUCAGCAUAACUCCCCAAAGCAUUAGAGCUGAGAAGCGUCGAAAGUGGCUCCAUUGGUUCUGAUCGGUUCUAGGUCGAUUACAAUGCUACUGUGUGAGAGCUGAACCGGUGAUCUACAAAAAACUGGAAGCAGCAUCAGAUGAUAUUGCACUUUUGAGAGCCUAUGUAGGAGAUAGACCAACAUGGAGGAAUCCCCAGCAUCCAUGGAGAGUGGAUCCUAGGUUCA